CUUGACCUCUGUAUGUUCUGAGGUUUGAAAGCUCUUCACACAACACGACCAUGUCAUCAUCACCCGAAAGCACGCUCGCCGAUCUUCUUCCUGCGCACGAAGACGCCCUCGACAUCCACGCCCUCCAGGAGUCCAUCCAGGCCAAGCUCGAAGAGGACCUCUUCGAGACCGACACGGGCGCGUGUUCGCACAUCGUCUCGCUCCUCACAGACGUGCAGACGCGUUCGGCGCUCUUGGCCAAGUACAAGACCGUCGUCGCGUGGCGCGCCAAGAGGCAGCAGGACGCUAUACGGCCUUCAAAGCGCAGAAAGGUUGGCGUUCCAACGUGCGAUACGUGUUACAUGACGCUCGCCCGGCCGUUCGUGUGCCUGAGCUGUUCGUUUGGGGGAUGCUGGGCAGAGGGACAUAUGGUGGACCAUCUGAGGGAAUCUGGUCAUUCGUUCUGUGCAGACACGCGUUCCGGGUCCGUGUACUGUGCGGACUGCGAAGACUUCAUCUUCAACGACAUCAUGGACGAGGCACGCCUGCAGACCCAGCUCGCAGUCGAAGAGACACAGUCCAUGUUCCAAGUCUCGAAGAUGUCCCGUGAACCCUACAAACCCCACCUCCCCUCCUCAGAAGACACCGACCUCCUCAAAUCCACCGCUCCCCUCCCCUGCCAGAGCAGGCGAGGACUCCUCAACCUCGGCCAAACGUGCUUCAUGAACGUCGUCCUCCAGGCGUUCGUGCACAACCCACUCCUACGCGGCUUCUUCCUCGCGGACAAGCACAACGCGCGCCUAUGCAAGAACACCGACUGCACAUGCUGCGAGAUGGACGCGCUUUUCUCAGAGGUAUACGCGCCCUCUUCAUAUUUCACACCCUCAGGCGCACCCCCGCCGCCCUUCGGCCCGACCUCGUUCCUCGCUACGACGUGGAAGACGGCGAAAGACCUGUCUGGGCACGCGCAGCAGGACGCGCACGAGUUCUUCAUCAGCGCGCUGAACCAGAUCCACGCGACGGCGCGCGGGAGCACGAACGUGUCGUGCAACUGCAUCGUGCACUCGACGUUUGCGGGGCAGCUGCAGAGCGACGUGACGUGCGAGCGCUGCGGGAACACGACGAGCACGGUCGAUAUGAUGCUUGAUAUCAGCUUGGAGUUGCGGGGUAGUGGGAACUCGAAGGGCGCGGGAGGGAGGGAGGAGGGGAAUACGCUUGCGAGUUGUUUGAAUAGCUACACCAAACCCGAAAAGCUCGGCUCAAAAGACUACACCUGCAGCAACUGCACGUCGCCUUCGCAUGACGCAACCAAACGCCUCAGCUUCCGCAAACUCCCGCCCAUCCUCAGCUUCCAAUUCAAGCGCUUCGAGCACCGCACCCCCGCCGGGCACGGCAGCGCCAAAGCGGGCAGCGGCGCCGCGGCGGUGGCGAUGGUCGGCGUCCCGACGAAACUCGAUGCGCCGAUCCGGUUCCCUGCGGGCGUUAAUAUGGCGCCGUGGACGGCUGCUGCGCUUGGCUCGGGGUCGGGGGCGGGUUUAAUUGGAAAAUGGGGUAGAUAUCCGGGGCCUGACGCGAUGUACGAGUACGAUCUGUUCGCGGUGAUCAACCACGAGGGCGCGCAGAUGGACCAGGGGCACUACACCAACUACGCGCGCUCGGGGGACGAGUGGUACCGGUUCGACGACGACAAAGUAACCCCCUCCACGCUCUCGCACGCCCUCUCCUCGCACCACAACGCAUACAUGUGCUUCUACGCCAAACGCCACCUCGACUACAAGCCACACACGAAGCCGUCCUACCGCCUCACGCGCGAAUCCGACAUCGUGCGCGAGCUGCAGGCGAUGGCCGAGAACGGAGGUGGGACCGGGACCGGGGCCGGGGCUGGGAGGGUGUCGGAGCUCGAGCUCGAGCUUGAGCUCGGGAAGGACGAGCGUGAUGACGAUAUGGGCGAAACCGACGAGAGAGACCAGCGUGACAGGGAGCGCGAGAAGAUGGAUGCGGAUGCAGAGGCGGAGGCGGCCGAUGCGGCUGCGGCAAGGAUGAAGGAGGUGGACGAUGCGCUGCUGGAUUUGGUCGGUGCGGAUUGAGCGAGCGGGGCAGGCAGGCGCAGUGUGCUUGCAGCAGCGUUGUAGCGGUGCUUCGCAGUGCUGUGCAACGAUUCUUUGUUAUCUGUACGACACACGACUUACGAUGGGUCAUUUUGGGAUGUAUCAAUAGUGAGAGGGCGUUCAAUUCAUUC
Molecule: messenger RNA, 2218 nt
Organism: Coniophora puteana RWD-64-598 SS2
Lineage: Eukaryota; Fungi; Basidiomycota; Agaricomycetes; Boletales; Coniophoraceae
Product: cysteine proteinase
Exons: 9
Coding region: 51-2066 (671 amino acids)
Biological process (GO): protein deubiquitination
Molecular function (GO): zinc ion binding; cysteine-type deubiquitinase activity
Source: RefSeq, a predicted model, not a curated record